Messenger RNA from Moneuplotes crassus, 772 nucleotides. NCBI's taxonomy places the organism in Eukaryota, Ciliophora, Spirotrichea, Euplotida, Euplotidae. The record is from the annotation of a GenBank genome assembly.
AAAUAUAAGAAUUUUUAUGGAGUCAGAAAGACAUAGCAAGGCUAAUAUGGAUGAAGGUGAGCAGGAUUCAAACCAACUGAACCCGAAGAUGGACUAUAACCUUGACGAAAGGUACAAGUCUGAGCUUGUCGCAUAUGACACUGAGACACAUAAGCUAGUAACAGCAAACGAAGUCAUGUUUGGAGACUCCAAAGGCCAUGAAGUACUCCCCCUCAAUGAAGCAAUUGGAAAAAUCAGAGAAGACCUUGAUCAUUCCAUUAAGAUGGGAAAUCUCAAGACAGAGAGCACUGAAGGGGUCCUUCUUGACAUCAGACAGGCUCUAAAUCAAUGAGAUCAAGCUAAGAAUGCUGCUCUAAAGGAAGCAGAGACCUCUAUCAAAACUCUCAUUAAGGCUUUGUACGAAAGAAAAGAUCAAGUUAUCAGUGAAAUAAAUGAGUACUUUGUUAACGAAAGAAAGAAAAUAGAAGAUCAAGAAGCUGCUUGGCGUGAAAAACAAGUUAUUUGUGAUAAUUUGCUCAAAAUAGCUUCAAAUAAGGAAGAUGACCAAGCCAUUCUUGAGAACUCUAAGUACAUUGCUGAUGGAAUCAAUCAUUUGAACCAAAAGAAGGGAUUUAAAGAUUUUCAAUUGAUUAACUCUCUUGACACCGUUAUGCAUGUCACAGAUGAGGAGGGAAAGAUUCAAAAGGCUGAUAUCACCCAUGAAGAGCUCAGAAGACUCAUUGGAGAGUACAUCAAGCCAAGUGAAUUCAAAAGGAUCGAGUAUAAAUGCUAA